UUUCCAUUCGGUAUUGACCAAAACGUCGAUCUGAUGCAAGUCUCUGCCAUCUUCCAAAACGACUGUAUAUGGUCUUUUAGCAUGUUAUCUUAAUUUCCAGUCAUUUGAACAUUUUAUGGGCAGAGGUCGAGACGAGAUAGCAUGCUGCUACUAACAGUAAGGUCAGGAAUCUUUUUUUCAACUGGCUGAGAAUGGCGACUAGCAAACAAGACACGGCAGAGGUGAUCCUUGACCCCGAAGCUCGAUCGGACGAAGCACGUGAGGCGGGAAAGGACGAAGAUGCCGAAGAGACCCGAGAGAUAAAACGCCCUGUUCCGGACGGUGGUUGGGGAUGGUGGGUCGUAAUGGGAAGUACAAUAUCCCAAGUUAUCUUAGGAGGAAUGGAGAAGUCGCGAGGAGUUAUUUACCCUGAACUGAUCGAAAGGUUUGGCUCAAGUUCCACGACAACAGCGUGGGUGAUCUCCCUUACUGGCCUCUUUCGGCUUUGUGGAGGCCCUGUGGCUAGCGUGCUAAGUAACAAGUUUGGGAUACGGCCCGUGGUGAUGACUGGUGGCUUGAUCAUUACGUCAUGCUAUAUCUCCAGUGCCUUUGCUCUGAGUAUCGUUGCUCUGGUGUUUACGUACGGAAUAUUAGGCGGAAUUGGCCAGAUGUGCGCAUACGCACCCACCGUUAUUAUCGUGGGACUAUAUUUCAACAAGCGGAGGGCUCUAGCUGCCGGAUUGUCGUCGGCCGGAAUUGGAAUCGGAACUUUUAUCGUGCCACCAUUGGUGGAACUGAUGCUAGAAGAGCUGGGAUUUACUGGAACUUUUUUCAUCUUAGCUGGCCUUGGGUUGAACCUUUGUGUUACAGGGGCACUUUACAGGCCACUAUCACUGCACUGGAAAAUCGUGGACUCCGAAAGGCGAAGAAAACUGCGCGUGUCAAGUGCUGGAAGCGAAAAUGUGGAAAAUGGAAGUGUUGCCUUACUUGGAACAGAGUUGUCUGAAAUGCCAGUCCGAGAAGGGUCGUCGAAGAAAAACGAUCUCAAAUCUUUUCCAAAUUCUGACGAUGGAACAGAGAACGAUGGAACGCUAAAAGACAAUGCACCCCUACCGGAAAAAGAAAAACGAUUGGUCAAAGCAAAGAAAAAAAUCAAGUUCUUUGAAUUCAGUUUAUUGAAAGAUUUUCCGUUUCUUUCCUUUUGUGUCACCCUUUUGUUGCUGACAAUGGCGGCACAGAUUGGACAAGUCUUCAUCGCUACCAUGGCGAGAGACAGGGGCGUGAGUAAAACAAACUCUGCCCUCUUGCUGUCAAUCAUUGGCGCCUGCGAUACCAUCGGUCGCGUGGGGUCCGGAUUUGUAUUCGACAUGCCGAGAAUUAAACCUCAUCGGCAGUACGCAUACAAUGUAUUCCUGUUUCUUGUGGCUGGAUGUUGUUGUAUUUAUCCGGCUGUCUAUUCAUUCCCAUCCUUCGCCGUUAUCAGCGCAGCUUUUGGAUUCUUCGCCGGAAUAUACAUUUCUCAGAAGUCCGUAAUUAUUGUGGAUCUCGUUGGCGCCGACAAGUUAGUGUAUUCCUUCGGACUGAUAAUCUGGUUCCAAGGCAUCGGAUUCCUGGUUGGCCCCACACUCUCAGGCGUUUUGAUCGACCAUUUCAAGCGAUACGAUUUCUCAUUUUACUUCGCUGGGGCCGUCUGUUUCUUGGCUGGUCUGGUUUUCAUGAGCGGGAAUAUAUACAGCUAUCGAAGGAAGAAAAGACAGAAUAUGGCACAAGACUGAAACAACUGUAAUGUUGGUCGAAAUGACGUUGUUACAUUGAUAUGAAUAGGAGAGUUUCUGAAUGGCUGAAAGUAAAAAACGUCCUGCUGUACCAUGUGACCUGUCAGAAAUGUUAGGCAACUAUUUUUGAUUAUAUUUGCUAAAACAUGGGUGAAGGUUAUUUAGAAUAGGCGAACAAUACAGGAAAUUGACGGAAAGUUUCGGAAAGAAAAAACAUCAGUCAUUUGUGCCUUUUGAUCGGUUAACUGAUGUCAGCAGAGGUCGCCUAACAUUUUUGAGAAGUCACAUGAUACAGAAGUUCUACUUUUACCUUUAGCCACAGAAGAGUUUCAACUCCAGAUUCCUCUAUUAAACCUUGUGUAUGUGAAUUGUUUUUGGACCACGUGUGCUGGGAUUUCAUCUUCUGUAUAAACGAUUACGGCAUUCCACCUAAUACAGAUCUUGUGACUGCUUUAUUAAACAGAUAGCAGAGAAAACGUCAUGUUAGAAGACACGUAAAAAGGCUUCAAGGCAGAGAUAUCCAGAAAAAUUAACGCAUCUUCGUAACUUACUUCUGAAUAUGAAACGAAAGACAGUU
Molecule: messenger RNA, 2331 nt
Organism: Liolophura sinensis
Lineage: Eukaryota; Metazoa; Mollusca; Polyplacophora; Chitonida; Chitonidae
Product: monocarboxylate transporter 4-like
Exons: 6
Coding region: 192-1754 (520 amino acids)
Biological process (GO): monocarboxylic acid transport; transmembrane transport
Molecular function (GO): monocarboxylic acid transmembrane transporter activity
Source: RefSeq, a predicted model, not a curated record